Myzus persicae (green peach aphid) is the source of this 5378-nucleotide messenger RNA. Its product is annotated as potassium voltage-gated channel protein eag-like. The transcript is spliced from 17 exons. Bases 1877 to 5170 code for a protein of 1097 amino acids. Gene Ontology annotation, molecular function: voltage-gated potassium channel activity. Gene Ontology annotation, cellular component: membrane. NCBI's taxonomy places the organism in Eukaryota, Metazoa, Arthropoda, Insecta, Hemiptera, Aphididae. Gene Ontology annotation, biological process: potassium ion transmembrane transport; regulation of membrane potential. The record is from RefSeq and is a predicted model, not a curated record.
CGUCCGCGCGCACACACGUACAUCGCGGCGUUGUCGUUAUCGGCCGGCUUAGGAGGAGGUACCAGAGUCGUACUUACGUAGGUUACCGCAGUCGUGUAGUCGCGCACCGCCGCGGUCGUCGUUGUCGUCGUACCACUCAUACCGCGGUCGCAGUCACAGUCGUCGCAAUCGCCGUCGCGGUCGUCCGGAGAAAUUUCGUUUCCGUGCGAAAUCGCUAGUGAUUGUGCGAGGUUUUUUUUCUCGCGCUGCAUGUGUGUCCACAUGAAAAUAAUAUUACCGUUACGUAUACAUAAAGAACGCGACCAGUGACAUAUUAUUAUCGCAAUAUCAUCGUUAUUAUUAUAAUAUAUUUCAAUUACCGCUGUGCGUUUCGUCGAUCGUUCGAGCGGAUUCGUUUCGUUAUUUCCGACCGCAUCGUCGUCGUGGCGAAGAGAACCGAUCAGCAUCACACUUAGAACGCAAAAGAUAUACGAUUACGUUACAGUCGAUCUUCUCUCACCCGUUCCGGUGGAUACCGGAAAAACCCGCAGCCCCGUAACAGGGUUAUGUUAAACCAAUUGCAUUAAGAACGACAGAAUAUAUCAAAAAAUAAAAAAAACUUUGAAAGUGAGGAAGCCACUUGAUCUAUUACCGUAACCGGAUAAAACAAUACAGUACAGAUAAAAAAAAAACGAAACGAGAUAGUUUUCGGUCGUCGCCGUUCAAUUGCCUAGUCGGUGUGUCUUACGAGUCUACGGGAAGAAAAACUUGGCGUUGAGAGGAGCUUAAGAUCAUCGAAUAGGAACUCGCCAGAAUAAGGCUCCCGAUCAGCCCCGAGUCCAUGCUGUCCGCCGUCGCCGUUGCUGCGACCUUCGACGACAGCUGUGCACCACCCGAGAAACUAGACGACACUGUACGCCGUCAACGUCGCCGAGGACGCCGACCUACCUCCACCGCCUCCAAAGCAGCACACGCCGCUCGCCAGUGCCGCCGUCGUCUGACGACGAUCCGACCGAACCAGGUAGCCGGGCACAGAUGAAACCGUCAUCGCGGUUGCAACCGUCGUCUCCACCGUCGCCAUCGACAGCCGCCUCCGGCUCGAUCGUCGACCACGAACGGCUCGAAAAACACCUGGUCCAAGAGCACAGGGAGUCGUCACCGUCCUAGUUCACGUCGACCGCUCGACGGGGGGGUGGAGGGCUCUUCGAUGUACGUGCGAUCCGCCAUUACCGCAGCAGCAGCAGUCGCCACUACCACCGCCACCGACCGCACUGACGACCGGCGUCGAUUAUGAAGAAACACAAACGCGAACACUUGGAUUGCGGCUGACGACGAUAACUGAACUGCGGUCCCGGGGACACACACACUCGCCACACACACACACAUACCUCAGACCAUACACAUACACACACCCACACACAUACCCGAUCCACCCACACUCACACACUCAGACAUAUACACAUGCCCACACAGGAUACCACGAACGCAAUCACUACGUAGCUGCAGCUGUACAUCACAAUUAUACCGCUGUAUGACAAUAAGAAUAAAAACGUCAUCAAGCGCCUCUCACCCCUCGUCCACUCCAAUUCGUUGUUCGAAUUGCUCACACCUCUGUGUCAUCGAUACGUGAUUUUUGUAGAUAAAUAAUAUUAUUCCAAUAAUAAUAAUUAUAAUAAUAUACGGUCGAUGUGAUAAUAAUCUUAUGUUUUUGUUCGAGACCGCGACGCGCAAAUUGUGAUCGUCCGAUACCCGGCGAUACCACGGUAACCGUCGUUUUCGUAAUAACCGUCCGCGUCGUCGUGCGCGAGUUUCAUUUUGUCCGCCAAUAUGGCCGAAACGACACACUCGAGCAAACAUAGCUAACAGCCUACUUCUGGGUAACAAAGGUGCACCCAUUAUGCCAGGGGGCCGACGAGGUCUGGUCGCCCCUCAAAACACGUUCUUGGAAAACAUCAUCCGGAGAUCGAGCUCCCAACCAGACAGCAGUUUCCUUUUGGCCAACGCUCAGAUUGUCGACUUUCCGAUUGUCUACUGCAACGAGUCGUUCUGCAAGAUUUCCGGAUAUAAUCGGGCGGAGGUGAUGCAAAAGUCAUGCCGAUGCUCAUUCAUGUACGGAGAUCUCACGGACAAGGAGACGAUAUGCAGGAUAGACGAAGUGUUGGAGAGCCACUACAACGACCAGUUCGAAAUCUUGCUCUACAAAAAGAACAAUCUGCCAGAAGAGACACCGUUAUGGCUGCUGAUGCAAAUAGCUCCGAUCAAGAACGAGAGGGAUCUCGUGGUGUUGUUCCUGCUCACGUUCAGGGACAUCACGGCACUGAAGCAACCCAUCGAGUCGGAGGACUCCAAAGGCGGAGAUCUGUUAGCAGGCCUGAGCAAGUUCGCCAAGCUGGCCCGGUCCGUGACCAGGAGCAAGACGCUGGUGUCACAGUUCUCGUCGCAUCCCGUUUCCAUCAAGGACUCUACCAGGCAUGUCCAGUCUCAUUUAGCGCACAUGAUGAGCCUGAACGCGGACGUAAUGCCCCAGUACAGGCAAGAGGCGCCGAAGACGCCGCCGCACAUCCUGCUGCACUACUGCGCGUUCAAGGCCAUUUGGGACUGGGUCAUCCUGUGCCUGACCUUCUACACGGCCAUCAUGGUGCCGUACAACGUGGCGUUCAAGAACAAGACCAGCGAGGACGUGUCCCUGCUGGUGGUCGACUCAAUCGUCGACGUGAUAUUCUUCAUCGACAUCGUGCUCAACUUCCACACCACGUUCGUCGGGCCCGGCGGCGAGGUCGUGUCCGACCCGAAAGUGAUCCGGAUGAAUUACCUCCGGUCGUGGUUCGUCAUCGACCUGCUGUCCUGCCUGCCGUACGAUGUGUUCAACGCAUUCGACCACGACGAAGAGGGUAUCGGAAGCUUGUUCAGUGCUUUGAAAGUCGUCCGGUUAUUGCGACUGGGCAGGGUCGUUCGAAAACUGGACAGGUACUUGGAAUACGGCGCUGCAAUGUUGAUACUGUUGCUGUGCUUUUACAUGCUGGUCGCUCAUUGGCUGGCCUGCAUUUGGUAUUCCAUAGGACGGUCAGACGCCGAGAACGGAUAUCAAUACUCGUGGCUGUGGAAGCUGGCGAACAUCACGCAGUAUCCGUACUCGUACAUAAUGACGGAACAUGCCAACUCCACAGAACUAGUUCACGGGCCACCUCGAAAGACCAUGUACGUGACAGCCUUGUACUUCACCAUGUCGUGCAUGACCAGCGUCGGUUUCGGAAACGUCGCCUCGGAAACCGACAACGAGAAGAUUUUCACCAUAUGCAUGAUGGUCAUCGCCUCGCUGUUGUACGCUACGAUUUUCGGUCACGUCACCACCAUCAUACAGCAAAUGACUUCGGCGACGGCUAAGUACCACGACAUGCUGAACAAUGUCAGAGAAUUCAUGAAGCUGCACGAAGUGCCGAAAGCGCUGUCCGAGAGGGUCAUGGACUACGUUGUGUCCACGUGGGCAAUGACCCGGGGCUUGGACACGGAUAAAGUGUUGAAUUAUUGUCCGAAAGACAUGAAAGCGGACAUUUGUGUUCAUCUAAACCGAAAAGUGUUCAACGAGCAUCCGGCGUUCCGGUUGGCCAGCGAUGGGUGUUUACGCGCCCUGGCCAUGCACUUUACGAUGAGCCACUCGGCACCCGGUGACCUGCUCUUCCACACCGGCGAAUCCAUCGACUCACUGUGCUUCAUCGUAACCGGUUCGCUAGAAGUCAUCCAAGACGAUGAAGUGGUCGCCAUUUUAGGUAAGGGUGACGUGUUUGGUGAUUCGUUUUGGAAGGACACGGCGCUAGGACAAUCCGCAGCAAACGUCCGUGCCCUGACCUACUGUGACCUACACACCAUCAAGCGUGACCGGUUACUCGAAGUGCUAGAUUUCUAUCAGGCGUUUGCGAACUCAUUUUCACGGAACCUGAUACUGACUUACAACCUCAGGCACAGGUUAAUAUUCCGGAAAGUUGCUGACGUGCGCCGGGAGAAGGAGCUGGCCGAGAAGCGAAAAAACGAACCGCAACUGGAUGAACAACGGGACCAACUGGUCCGGAAGAUAUUUACCAAGUUCCGGAAGGAUAGAGCUCCCAGUACUGUCCUCGGGAUGCAACAGGGUGCGGCGGCCGCGUCGGGAGCGCCUGCAGCAGCGGCGGGUUCCGACGAGAGCAAGUCUGAGGUUGGCGCCGGUGACGCUUCGGAUGGUGUCGGCGGUGCUCGUCCCAAAGUCUUGCCGCUCGUGCUCAGACAGCAGAGUGAAGACCCGCAACAGGCGUCUUGCUCGUCGACAGGCCUGAGGACGGCAGCGGCCGCGGCUCCCAAAAAAGUGUCGAAAUGGGGAAAGGUCUUGGGCGGUGGUGGGAGUUCCGACUCGGCGGACGUGUCUGUGGUGAGUGCGCAAAGCGCGCCUGCCAAGGUCCGUGACUCGCCUGGCCGGUCGGUCGGAAACGGUCACAAAGUGUUCCCGAAACUGCAAAAAGUGCCGACCACCGCUACCGAGUCGUUCGCUGGAGUGGGUGGAAGCCAGCGACAGGAAACGAUCGACGAGACGGACGAACGCACCGGCGUCGGUGGCAGCGGUGGCGGUGGCGGUGGCGGUGGCGGUGGUGGUAGUGGUGGUGGUGGUGGUGGGGCGGUACCGGAAGAAGAACCACCGACUCCAGCACAGCCUCAUCAAUACCAGGUCACGACGGCGGAUGCGCCGUCGCCACCACCACCGCCGUGUUCUGCGAUGAUCUUGCCACCGCCCCCCGACCUGGACGUGCUGGCCAAGAUAGAGGACCUCCGGUCCGACCUCCGCGACGAGGUGCGGUCAAUCAACCAGCGGCUGACGGCCAUUGAGGACAUGAUGGUCCGGAUCGUCGGGAAGCUGGACGCUCUGGCUAACGCCUCACCCGCUCCAUCGCCGUCGCCUGUCGCGUCACUGAGGCCGCCGGAUACGCCGGAAGCAGGACGCCGACCUGGGUGCAGGACCAAAAGUACGGACGACCUAAGCUCGCCCGCCACUCCCAAACUGCCGCCGAUGGUCCGGCGGCGGCGCAGCAAGUCCCGGACGCGGUCCUCGUCGUCCGCCCUGCCGCCGAUGCGUCCGUUCAGCCCCCGAGACACGUCGCCGCCACCGUUUCCCCGGACUGAUUCGCUCAAAAAGCCGUGCCCGCCCCGGCCCAACGACUUCCUGUAAGCACGCUGCAAAGGCGAGACACUACCGAUCACUGCAAAAAAUAAUAUAACCGCCAUCACAAUAAUUAUAAUUAUACUAUUAUGCGAUAUUAUUAUUACGAAAAAUCGAUUACGUUUGUACAAUGAUGAUAAGAAUAUAAAUAUAUAUAUAUAUUAUUACAUUAUAGUGUUUUAAAAUCAUGUACAACGUAAGGUGUUUUUUUUUUUUU